Oncorhynchus nerka (sockeye salmon) is the source of this 4842-nucleotide messenger RNA. RefSeq names its product SH3 domain-binding protein 4-A-like. The coding region runs from base 207 to 3152 and encodes 981 amino acids. Gene Ontology annotation, molecular function: protein binding. NCBI's taxonomy places the organism in Eukaryota, Metazoa, Chordata, Actinopteri, Salmoniformes, Salmonidae. The transcript is spliced from 5 exons. Gene Ontology annotation, cellular component: cytoplasm. The record is from RefSeq and is a predicted model, not a curated record.
UGUAAAAGAGCAACGUCCGGAGCCCUUUUCCGAAGUUUCCGAUACGUUUUGGAACCCGGUCAACAUUUUGAUUAGGUGUUCAACAUUUUGAUUUAGUGUUUACAAACCCUGGUAAGAUAUAAUGGAGAGCUGCCAAAGACUGAAUAUCAUAAUUGGAGAAAUGGAAGAGUAGUAGUGCGACUGCAACUCGGGCAAUUCACACCAAGAUGGCGGCCCACCGGAUCAUCAGAGGGACCAACAGUAACCAUGUUCUCCCUCGCUGCAAAUCGGAGGGCACGCUCAUUGACCUCAACGAAGGGCUCUCUGAGGCUAGCCUCACAGAUGUCAAAGUGCCUUCUUCCAGUGCCUUACGGCUGGACAAUUCAGCCUCCCUCGUAACUGCUCGUGAAGUCGUCGCCAUCAAAGAUUACUGCCCGUCUAGCUUUACCACGUUAAAGUUUUCCAAAGGUGACCGGCUUUAUGUGAUGGACACGUCGGGUGGAGAGUGGUGGUAUGCCCACAACAACACAGAGAUGGGCUACAUCCCCUCAGCAUACGUCCAGCCCAUCAACUGUAGAAACUCGUCGCUCAGUGAUAGUGGCAUGAUAGACAAUCUAGGGGAGUGUACAGACGAAGUGGCUAAGGAGCUGGAUCUCCUAGGGGAGUGGACAGGGGUGUCCGUUAAGACCACUCCUUAUUCGCCUUAUUUUAACAGCAACCCCUUCUCUCUCCAUACCUCCUCCACCAACCCCUUUAUCAACAGUGCUCAUCUACGUGGUUCUCUGGACCAGAACUGUAAUGAGAGGGGAAGGUCCACGGACCUGCUCGUCUUUGACUCCCUGGAAUCGUCAGUCUCCCCCUCGGUACCUAACUCUACCUCCAGCAACACCAUGAUCAAUGGCUUCAGUAACUGCAACAUCUUUGAUAUGACGCCAUCCACCAGCCCCAACCAGGACCUACAUGUUUUACAGACACUGCGAAGGGAUAACCCAUUCCUCAGGAGCAAGCGAUCGUACAGUUUAUCAGAGUUGUCCGUCCUACAGACACAAUCCAACCCCCCUUUGCCUUCUUCUGGGUUCUUCACUGGCCUCAAGGCUCCCUCGCCAGAGCAGUUUCAGAGCAGGGAGGAUUUCAGGACUGCGUGGCUAAACCAUCGGAAGCUGGCCAGAUCUUGCCAUGACCUGGACUCUCUGGGGCAGAGCCCUGGUUGGGGACAGACUCAGCCGGUGGAGACCAACAUUGUCUGUAAACUAGACAGUCGUGGAGGGGCCGUUCAGCUUCCAGACACCCAGAUCAGCGUCCAUGUCCCUGAGGGACACGUGGGUCCUGAAGACACCCAGCAGAUCUCCAUGAAGGCCCUACUGGACCCUCCACUGGAGCUGAACAAUGACCACUGCUCCACGGUCAGCCCAGUGGUGGAAAUCAAACUGUCCAACAUGGAUACCAAGUCCUUCAUCACUCUGGAGAUGACUGUGUCCGUGACGGUGAAGAAAGACAGCGGUCAGGUAGCCGAGGUGCUCUGCGUCCGGAGUGACUGCAAGGAGGGACCCUAUAUAAUCAUCCCACAUGCCUACCUAUACAAGGACACAGUACAAGUCCAGUUGGAUAACUUGGAGCCAUGUAUGUACGUGGUGGUAGUGGUGCAGGCCCAGCACGUCAACCUUAAUACAACUGUAUGGGACAAUGUGUUGAAGAAAGUCACCCUGGGUGUCUAUGGGCCCAAGCACAUCCAUCCUUCUUUCAAGACGGUCGUGGCCCUAUUUGGGCAUGACUGUGCCCCUAACACCCUACUGGUGAGUGAGGUGGGGAAGCAGGCCCACUCCGCCCCUCCAGUGGCUCUCACGCUGUGGGGGAAGCAUCAGUUUUUUCUGGGACGGCCCCAGGACCUCCAGGUUGGUCUAUACUCCAACAUGUCUAACUAUAUGAUCAAGGCUAAUGAGCAAGCCCGGAUUAUUCGGGGCUUCCAGGUCAAACUGGGGAAGGUUAGCCGACUCAUUUACAUGAUCACAUCCAACAACCCUGAAGACAUCUCAGACUUCACCUUGCAGGUCCAGGUCAAAGAUUGCCUGGACUGUAUCCUGGCUCAGUUCUGCGUCCAAACACCGCAACCGCCUCCAAAGAGUGGAGCGCGGAACUCCGGCCAAAGGAGGUUCCUGAAGAAGAAAGAGGUGGUGGGUAAGAUUCUUCUGUCACCUCUGGCCAUCACUGCCAAAUAUCCACAGUUUCAGGAGCGCUGCAUCACCAACCUGAAGUUUGGCAAGUUGCUCAAAACUGUGAUCAGGCAAAACAAGAGCACAUACCUGUUGGAAUACAAGAAGGGAGACGUGAUCGCCUUGCUGAGUGAGGAGAAAAUCAAACUACGAGGACAACUGUGGACCAAAGAGUGGUAUAUUGGAUAUUAUCAGGGAAAGACCGGUCUUGUUCACGCGAAAAAUGUUCUGGUUUUGGGGAAAGUCAAGCCUAUUUAUUUCUGUGGUCCGGACCUCACGACUACCGUGCUAGUGGAGGAGAUUCUGAAGCCUUGCAAAUUUCUCACAUACAUCUACGCCUCUGUGAGGACGGUACUCAUGGAGAAUAUAGGGAACUGGAAGGCCUUUGCAGAUGCGCUGGGAUAUGGGAACUUACCUUUGUCUUAUUUCUGUCGGACUGAACCGGACAACGAGCCUGAGAAGGUUGCGUCGGUUCUGGAGAAGCUCAAGGAGGACUGCACUAACAUGGACAUCAAGGAGAGAAAGACCUUCCAGAAGGAACUCAUGACAGCCCUGUUGAAGAUGGACUGCCAGGGUCUGGUGGCCAGGCUGAUCAUGGACUUUGUCCUGCUGACCACGGCCGUGGAGGUGGCCCCGCGCUGGAGGGAGCUGGCUGAGAAGCUGGCCCGGGUAAACAAGCAGCAGAUGGAGCAAUACGAGGCUCCGCACAGGGACAAGAACGGCCUGGUGGACAAUGAGUCAAUGUGGAAGCCAGCCUAUGACUUCCUGCUGACCUGGGCGGCCCAAAUUGGGGACAGCUACCGGGACGUGAUCCAGGAGCUGCACCUGGGCCUGGACCGGAUGAAGAAUCCCAUAACCAAGCGCUGGAAGCACCUCACCGGAACCCUCAUUCUGGUCAACAGCCUAGAUACGUUACGCAGCUCUGCCUUCAGCCCUGUAGGACAGGGGGACUAUGCCAUUUGAUCUGUAACCAGCUACGUCUGAAAUGGCAUCCUAUUCCCUAAAGAGGCUGUGUUUUCACUAAUUGGCCAGCCACAUCAGAUCUUUUCACAUCCGAUCUUUUUCAGAGCUAUUCUGAUUGGUCAAAAGACCAAUUAGUGAACGAAAGAUCAGAAUUGGGCUGCCUGUGUAAAUGCAGGCAUAGUAGGCCACACGUUUUUGGCUGGAGCCUGGUCAGAAGUAAUGCACUAUGUAGGAAAUAGUGAGUCUCAGGAGCAAUCUGAGGGGUGAUUCCUAACUCCCACUUACGUGAAAUGUUAACUUAGUCAUGCAUUGACGUCAGUGGGAGACUAGGUGAGCGUUUGGUUUAACUUGAAGUUAGAGUUCACACCCAGAGAUUUUUGAAUCUAUGUCAGAAAUGGUACCCUAUUCCCUACAUAGUAGUGCACUAGUUUUUGCAAGAACCUGGUCAAAAGUAGUGCGAUAUAUAGGGAAAAGUGUGCCAUUUAGGAUGCAAUCUGAGUCUCUGGAGCUUGGCACUAUGGAUCCAGCAGGACUACUACUGGUCUCCUCCAGCCCUCAGGAUGACCAAUCACCAAUCGGACCUUGACCGUAGCUGUUAUUCCUUGAACUUUCAACUCUUGACCCUGCUCCCAUCCUGUUGCACAGGACUACAAUGCUUUGUAACCAGUAACCACCACUUCACACAGAGCACAUGUUACUGUAGGUCUGUUUCUCUAGCGGGUUAAACACUCAACACUCUCAUUGGAAUUUACAGUAGAUUAUUAUUAAGCCACAAUACUGACGUGAUUUCUAAAGGGUGGUUUUUAAUCUGUAUUGUCUUUUGCUACACCUUUUUUUCUACAGAAAGUGACAUAGCACUCGUUUUUAUUGCUUUCUUUCCCACUAAAUAUAUAGAGAUAUAUUUCAAAUGAAAAAUGUACAGAAACUUGAUUUUUGAAAUGCAUUAUAUUAUACGCAACCUCUUUGGAUUUCUAUUUCUAUCCCCCUUAAGUGUUCCUGUGCUUCAAAUCUCUUUUGGACUGCUCUUUGUACUUUUUGCUUGCCAAAACAGUUAGGUGCUAGCCUAGAUCACAGUUUAUUGUUCUACAUAAAAGACUCAUAAUUUCAGAAUAAACCCCCUUUGGUUUAGUUUCCUCUACGUUCACUUUAGGACAAAAUGCGUGCCACAAAAAGCUGAAUAAUAAUUACAUAAUGUAUCCAACAAGGAUCUUUUCUCUUUGUUUCCUGAAAGUUUAAACGCAGAAUUACCUCACAACAUCGUCUCUUCUUUUCAUUUGUGAACAAUUCUUUUGAGGAAAUAAAUAGGCUGUGAUGGUUUCAAUUGCUUGAUACGCCAUUUUAAAGCUUGUGAACUAGUGAUGCCUUUUUGUCCUUGAUUUGCUCAGAAAUAUAUUUUGGUUGCUGUGUUUUCCAUUUUCAAUGAUACCCUUUAUCAAUCAAAAGCUCAAACUCUGGAGCUUUGAACCUUUAUACAGUCUUUCUCUUUGUGUAACGCUACUGUGUGUUUUCAGUGCAAGAGCUGUGUUUUGUGAAUGCAGAUGAAAUGUCAGUAGUAUUAUUUGCGUAGUUAAAUGGUCACACUGGUCUGUGACGGUACCGAUUGACAAGUUCUGCCCAUCGAUGCCUCCAUUAGUUGUUAUCUUUAUCUGUUGGUUCAUAUUGACUCAAUAAAAUGACUGACAAUUCUAAA